AGGAGGUAUAUGCAAAGAUACAUCUAACAAUAGAAUUAGCAGUAUAAAAAAUGAAUAUUUCUGUAGGGCUUACUUGAUACAUUAGAGGAGACUAAGUGACAUUAAAUAAAGGAAGAGUUCUCUUCCAAAAUUAGAUAAAACGAUUGAUUCUUACAAAUAAAACAGAUACAUAGCCGCCAGAAAAUAAGAAAUCAAUAGAUGGGAAGGGAUUAUGAAAUAAAACAAAAAACUACUACACAAAUUAAACAAUGUGGAGUCCUCAUUUCAAAAAUCUGUAAUCUUAACUAAAAAUAUAUUUGUAUUCAAGGCAAUCCAUUCGUAGUGUAAGCUCUUGUAACUCUAAAAGAUCAAUUGAAUAAAAA
Molecule: messenger RNA, 362 nt
Organism: Paramecium octaurelia
Lineage: Eukaryota; Ciliophora; Oligohymenophorea; Peniculida; Parameciidae
Source: the annotation of a GenBank genome assembly